Messenger RNA from Rubroshorea leprosula, 1435 nucleotides. The record is from the annotation of a GenBank genome assembly. Lineage: Eukaryota; Viridiplantae; Streptophyta; Magnoliopsida; Malvales; Dipterocarpaceae.
GCUUUGUCAAGUGCAUCCUGCAUAGUGCCUUUUUGCUUUCUCACUAUCUCCUCUAUUCGAUCUGCCAUAACUCCAGAAGCCUCCCCUUGUCUGCGUCCUUCCCUCUAAAAAUCUUCUCAUUUCUAGCAAGCCAUAUUGUCCAAACAAUACCAAAAGAAAUGCAUUCCCAUCCCUUCUUCAUUUUCGUCAUUUUUAAUAAAUUAGAGUGCUGCUCAAACACCUUCAGGCAGUCUUUAUCAAGCACACUUCUAAUUUCCCACCAUUUGAAACAGUCAUUCCUCAGUUGCCUAGCUAAUUUACAGUGAAUAAAAAAGUGGCUACAGUCCUCAAUUUCCAUUCCACACAAAACACAAUUGCAGUCCGCAAGAGUUUGAAUAAUACCUCUUUUUUGCAAAUUAAGCUUUGUGGAGAUUUUGUCCUGCAAUAGCUGUCCUUACCUAAAGUCUACAAGAACCCAUUUUAUCCUUCACGCAGGAGGCCAUCGCUUUCUCUAGUGCAUCCUGCAUAGGGCUUUUUUGCUUUCUCACUAUCUCCUCUAUUCGAUCUGCCAUAGGUCCUGUGUUCGUCUCUGAAAUUGUGCCAAUGGAUGAGAAUGCAGCUGAUGAAAUCAUGAGGGAGGUUGAUAUAGAUGCAGCCGGUGAAAUUGUGGAGGAAGAGGAAGAAAUCGAACUCGUUGAUAUAGAGUUGGAGGAGAAAGAAAUCGAACUCAUUGAUAGAGAGUUCAGUGCUGACAAUGCAGUCGAGGAAAUCGGCAAGGAGAAGGAAAUCAUAGGGGAAAACGAUGUGUCUCCUAUCAGAGAAGUCCAGCAAACCGUACCCACCACUGAUGACCCAAAGCUCCCAGUGUUGACGUUUCCAGUGCGGUUUUUGGGAUGCUGUCCUACGUUUUGCUCUCGCUCCUCAACUCCUUCUUGAGAUACCGUACUGAACCAUUCUUAGUCUCGAUGAUGUUUGUCCAAAUGGUCACUCUCCCAAUCGGUAACUUCUUGGCCAAGGUGCUUCCCUCCACCAAGUUUCGCAUCCACAAUAGCAGAUGGAAGUUUUCUCUAAACCCUGUCCCAUUUAAUGUCAAAGAGCAUGUCUUGAUUUCAAUUUUCGCUCAAACCGGGACUGCUUUUGGUGGGGGUACCGUUAUGCAGUCGGCAUUGUGGAUGUCAUUCGGUUGUUUUACCACAAGAAGAUCACUUUCUUUGCAAGUUGGAUGCUAGUCAUCUCUACACAGCUUUUGGGGUAUGGAUUGGCGGGGAUUAUGAGAAAGUUUGCGGUGGAACCUGCCCAUAUGUGGUGGCCAGAUAGUCUAGUUCAAGUCUCCUUUUUUAGGUAAAAUUUAUGCAUUUUUUAUUGCAGUCAUGUAUGGUUUUGGUUUAAUUGACUACUAGAUGAUACCCGUGCCAUGCGUGGGAACUUUAAUUACAAAGAAAUUCUAAGUUUUUAU